Messenger RNA from Ogataea angusta, 1083 nucleotides. RefSeq lists its product as uncharacterized. The transcript has a single exon. The record is from RefSeq and is a predicted model, not a curated record. NCBI's taxonomy places the organism in Eukaryota, Fungi, Ascomycota, Pichiomycetes, Pichiales, Pichiaceae. Bases 1 to 1083 code for a protein of 360 amino acids.
AUGUCCACGAUAUAUUCAGAGCCCGAGGUGGAACGGUUUCUGAACAAUUUCAGCGAGCUCCAUUCUGCCAGAGAGCAGGAGAACCGCAGCCGGCUGCAGAGCCUGGAGCAGGAGGUGGAUCAAAAACGCAGACAGUAUGAGCUGUCUCCGAAGAAAAAGCCCCUUGUGCCCAAAAAGGCCGCCAAUCUCGACCGCAGGGUCAAGGUGGAGCUGGAGAAGAAGGAGGUCGAGGAGUUUGUGCGCACUGUGGACCUCGAGAAGCCCAUUGAGAAAGCGAACGCUCCGAAACCGAUCAAAUUCGAGGACGUGAUGAAACAGCCGAUCUUCACUCCGCCGGCCGAAACUAGUACCCCAGCGCCAAAAAAGACUCCCCUCGUCAAGCCCAAACCACAGCCCAAACCACAAGUGAUAGACUUCCGGGCCUCUUUGAAACCUGCCAGACAGCCCGCCCCCGAACCCAAACAGAAACUCUCGAUCCCUGUGCUCACAAGCACCGCCGCAAAAACAGCAGACAACCCGCCGCCGUUUCUUGGUGUUCAGCUGUCGCCUACGAAAAAGACAUUCGCAGCCCCAGAAAGCAAAAAGCCCGAGGCCCUGAGCAAACUGGGCGCUUUGAAACCUGCAGUGCCAGUAUCGAAGAAGCCGUCAGAGACCCCCGAAGCACUCGCCAAGCUCUCGUCGCUCGCAAAGGCCAAGCCGGCCCCCAAGCCCACGCCACCUAAGCCGGAGGCCCUGCUUAUGCUUUCGAGCCUGAAGAAAGCCAAGGAACCUGUGCCGGUCCAGAAACUGCCACCAAGAGCAAAAACCGAGCCCCAGAUGGGCGUCCCGCUGCCAGGGCUUGCGCAGCCGCACGCCUUUAUCUCCAGGGCAAUGACAGAACCGAAGAAACCCGCGCUGGAUACAUCAGAAUUCGACAAACAGGGACGGCCUCUGGAGCACGUGACCAAGAGCAGAGCCAAGGGUCCCAAGCGGAGGCCUCCCAAGGCCAACAAGUACGGCGAUGUGGCUGCCACGCCCAAGAAGACGCCGCCGCCGAUCCGCAAAUCGUCGCGCCAGGUGUCGAGCAGCGAGCUGUUUAUAUAG